Messenger RNA from Uncinocarpus reesii 1704, 696 nucleotides. RefSeq lists its product as uncharacterized. Lineage: Eukaryota; Fungi; Ascomycota; Eurotiomycetes; Onygenales; Onygenaceae. The record is from RefSeq and is a predicted model, not a curated record. The transcript has 4 exons. The coding region runs from base 1 to 696 and encodes 231 amino acids.
AUGGCUCCGCUCCAGCUGAACGAUCUAAAAACUGCUGUUUCUGUGAUAGCACAGCGACUUGAUUCAAUGAAUAUCGACUAUGCCAUCAUGGGCGGUGCUGCCGCUUGUUUAUUGUCAGGCGACUCAACUAGAAGGACUGACGAUGUGGACUUUGUGAUUCAGGUUGACGACCGUGGAAUCACUGCAGAUCGGCUCACUGCUCAACUUCUCAAGUCUUUUCCAUCUGAUUUUGAGGGAGUUAGCCAGUUCGGGCACAUAAUCCCAGCGUACAAACUCCGCCUCCCAGACGGUGCGGUUCAUCUGGUGGAGCUGGAGGUAUUUGACUAUCAGAGCUGGCCGCAGCGUCCUCAAUACAACCUUAAAACAGCCACACGUAAAGAAUUGAAUAUCAAUGGGCAAAUGAUUAAAGUAUUUAGCCCGGAGUGGCUUUUACGAGAGAAGAUCCUGUCUCAAUAUCAACGCCAGGGUAGCCCAAAAGAACGAUCUGAUAUUCAAGAUAUCGCAAAUAUGCUACCAAUUCACCAAGGAUAUGACAUCGCAAACCCAGUUAUAAGUAUGCGACACGUCUCUUGGAAUUGGGAUGCCCUUGAUCCAUUUGUUCAGGGACUUGAAGAAGAGGUCGCGUUUAAAACGGCGGGAGUGAGCCUAGCUUCUCUAUGGAUUCGCGACCUUGCGACAACAGGAGCGCACAAGUAA